CGGAGUGCCGUCACCCGGAAGUGAUCUUGGCAGGUCAGAGGGCAAUGCUCUGGUCUUUGGGCAAAAUUCUAGGGUAGAAGCUAAUCGCUCACAAACCCGAGCGUUGCCGCCGAUGUUUUUCGCGUCACUUCCGUGUUACAUAUCCGCCUCGCGUUUAUCUCGGACUCCUCCCCUCCCCAUUCCCGGCAGCAGCAGAAAAAUGCCUUUGAGGCUUUCUCCGCCAUCUCCUCCAGGUGCUGAAAGGAAAAGAGUCGCCAUGCGGCCAGCUCAGGGCGGGGUGUCCUUCGAAGAGGUGGCCGUGUAUUUCACCCAGGGGGAGUGGGCCCUGCUGCGCCCAGCCCAGACAGCUCUGUACAAGGAAGGUGCGCACUGGAGUACUCAGCAGCGGCCGGCGAGGGGGCAUGGCCAGCAGCUGCAGCAGCACUGGGAGAGCUCUCCUUCCGCUGCACCCACCAGAGAGAGGUGCCCAGGCUCGGAGGAAGCCACGACUUCCAUCCCCGCCAACAAAACGUCUUUGCCCGUCGGGUGA
Gekko japonicus is the source of this 529-nucleotide messenger RNA. Its product is annotated as KRAB domain-containing protein ZNF747-like. The record is from RefSeq and is a predicted model, not a curated record. NCBI's taxonomy places the organism in Eukaryota, Metazoa, Chordata, Lepidosauria, Squamata, Gekkonidae. Gene Ontology annotation, biological process: regulation of DNA-templated transcription. The transcript has 4 exons. Bases 113 to 529 code for a protein of 138 amino acids.